This is a messenger RNA of Rubroshorea leprosula, 1175 nucleotides long. NCBI's taxonomy places the organism in Eukaryota, Viridiplantae, Streptophyta, Magnoliopsida, Malvales, Dipterocarpaceae. The record is from the annotation of a GenBank genome assembly.
AUGCAAGGGUUGAUAAAUGUCAUUGCAAACCUUUUUCCAAAUGCAGAACAUAGACAUUGUGCUAGGCAUAGAUAUGCCAACUUCAGGAAGAAACACAAAGGGAAGGAAAUGCAAGCCUUAUUUUGGAGAUAUGUGAAGGCAUUAAAUGAGGCAGAAUUCAAUGCAGCCUUAGCAGAGUUAGGCAAAUUGAAGCCUACAGCAAGGGAUGGCAUAAUGAAUGUAGAUCCUAAGCAUUGGAGUAGAGCUUUUUUCAAAGCUGAAAUUAAGUCAUCUAUGGUCGACAAUAACAUGUGUGAGCUGUUAAAUGCCUUACUUGUUGAUGCACAACACAAGGCGAUAAUUUCUAUGAAUCAAGAAAUGAGAGUUAUGUGUGCAACAAGAACAGUUGCUAAGAGAGAGUUUGGAUCUACUAAGUUUGUAAGAGAAUUUGGCCCUAAAAUAUGGACUAAGAUUGUACAGAAUAGGGAAGGUAGUAAGAAAUGCAAAGUCCUAUGGCCUAAUGGAGUUGGUUACGAAGUUGAGGAUUACAUGAAUACCCUCACUGUUGAGGACAACCAGCAAUGCCUUACUGAGGAGCAACCACCCCAUGGAGAAGACAACCAGCCAUGCAUUGCUGAGAAAGAACUAGUGAACAUGACCCAAGAAGAUACUCCAGCUCAGAAGAGGGUUGCAAGAGUUGGAGAUAGAGGAAUCCCCGCCAUAGCUCUAACGCCUGCACCAACAACACCUGCACCAACAGUACCUGCACCAAUGGCACCUCCACCAAUAACAACAACAACUCCCUCAGGAAGUAGUAGGCAAUUUGUUAUUGCCACUGACUUGCAAGCACUAUUAUGAGAAAAAAGAAGGCAAAAGGAAAAAGAAGCACUUGGUCGUUGGGUGGAGUUAUUGACUAAAAUUCACACAAAUAAACAAUCAAAUGUUUAUAGUGUCAAGUUUUUUUGUUGUGUGUUUAGAGUGUGCUUCUAUUUUGGACAGAUUAAGGUAUGUACUGCAUUUGGUAUUGCAUGGACGCUUGUUUUUGGACAAAUAUGGAAGUUUAGGUUGUUUGUUGUAUUUAGCACGAAAUCUGGUAUAAUGUGCUUUUCUUUUGGACUUGGACAACAUAUAUUUUGUAUGUGACUGUAUAUACAUUGUAAUUUUUAUAUUGGGAUUAAUGAAAUGCUUGUAUUGAC